Molecule: messenger RNA, 1558 nt
Organism: Striga asiatica
Lineage: Eukaryota; Viridiplantae; Streptophyta; Magnoliopsida; Lamiales; Orobanchaceae
Source: the annotation of a GenBank genome assembly
UUUAGAUCAAAUUUUGCUGGUCCUACACGCGGCCCACCUGAAUCCUAAUUCCGCUAACUAAAAUAUGCGUUGGUCAUUCAACAAGCAAAGCACCAAAUAGAUUUAUAGGCUAAAAGUAUUGAAAAGCCCAAGCACGAGCCCCCAUUACUCUCAUCUUCUUCCACUUCCUCCAAUUCCAUACAGUUCAUACUAAAAUCGCAAAUUAUUCAUCAAUCAUAACCUCUCUCUACUCCAAAAAGGCCGUUCAAACCCUAACUGGAACUUUCUUUUUCCUAUUUGACUGAUUCACAUUUUCCCUCUAUAUGAUGCUUUCCCUCCUCCAGCACUCAAAGCAGUUUUCCCAUUUCUCAUUAUAUAUCCAUUUAUCUUGAAUUUUGGAGAUGAAAUGGGAGAUGGAGGUUGAUGAAAUUGAAGUCGUGCUUGAGAAAAUUUGGGAUCUGCACGAUAAGCUCAGCGACGCCAUACACUCGAUUUCUCGUGCUCAUUUUUUGAAUUCCGUGAAGAACAGGAAAUCCGGCGAGAUUUAUUUUCCCAGGAAGAAAAAAUCCGGGGACGAUGACUUGGAGAACAAGAUCGGGCCGGGUUUUGUGUUCGUGAAGGAGUACCGGGCUGACGAGGAUGAGCCGGCGGUUCAGGAGACGAAGAGCUUGUACGCCAUCCGCACCGCGCUUGAGAAUCUGGAGGACCAGCUGGAGUUUCUCCAUACCGUGCAAACUCAGCAACGAGCAGAGAGAGAAGCUGCAGUUGCCCGUCUAGAGCAGAGUCGCAUAAUCCUUGCAAUGCGGUUGGCUGAACAUCAGGGGAAGAACUACAAAGUCAUUGAAGAAGCUCUUGCUUUAAUAGGCGAUGUACGAGACGCCAGCCGAGUUUUUUCUCCCGAAAAUCUGUAUGGAUCGACCCCUUGUCCUUCGGGCCAGAGUUUUGGCCCACAGAAAGGGAAGAACCCAAAUGCUCUUUUCAAUUCCUUCAUUUCGGGCUUUACUUUUGUUUCCAAGUCCCUUAAAUUGGAUCAUGCUGUUGGGAUCAUGGGGAAUGCCGCCUUAUUUGCUAUCAGCAUGCUCGCGUUUAUGCAUUUGAAUCAAGUUGGCUGUAAGGAAAAACACACGUUAGAGGGUUUUAGCCGAGAAAGCAAGAAAGUUUCUAUUGAUCGUUUAGAGUGCUUGGAUGUUAUGCUUGCGAGGGGUUAAAAAUGGGGCGUUUUUGUUUGCGCAGUUGAUUUUCGGUGUUGGUUUUUAUAGAAAAAUGGAAAUCUGAUGAUGAAUGGAGCGUUUAAUUUUGAGAAACUGAUGGAGGAAAUUCUUCCCUAUGUUGGUGUAAGAUGAGAGAUGUAUGGGUGUGUGGUUUCUGUUAGUCUUAGGUGAGUGUCAAAUUUUCAAGUUCUCUCCCUUUUGUUAAUUCCAAUUUUCUCAGUUUUUCUGCGUUGGAAGGGAGAUGGUGAUGAGCUUUCGUGAUGUAGAUGGACUUGAUUUUGUAUAUAGCUCUUGGACCUGGUUUUUGUACUUUAUAUCAGUUCAAAUGGGCCUCAUUUAAAUUUGAUGGAAAAAACAUUGCUUGUGCA